Molecule: messenger RNA, 1765 nt
Organism: Haliotis rufescens (red abalone)
Lineage: Eukaryota; Metazoa; Mollusca; Gastropoda; Lepetellida; Haliotidae
Exons: 7
Coding region: 4-1536 (510 amino acids)
Biological process (GO): regulation of apoptotic process
Molecular function (GO): death domain binding; protease binding
Source: RefSeq, a predicted model, not a curated record
UAAAUGUGUGCAUUUGUUAGCUGUAGAUCUUCUCUGCCUGCAACAAUGGAACCUUCUCUUCCCUUCACUGACAUCCUGCAGCAGAACCAUACGUUCCUGAAAGAGAAUCUUGAUGUGGGACCAGUUCUAGAGCGACUAUACACAGGACAUAUCUUUACCCUGGAAGACUAUGAGGCAUGCAAGUCGAAGCAGACUGUAUCUGAGAAAUGUGAAAUGUUACUGUCGAUACUGAGAAGGAAGGGGCCGAACGGAUACGUGUAUUUUCUUGAUGUUCUGGCAACGUCACAACUACACGUUAAGAAACGGCUAGACGAAACCAAAAAGAAAACAGGACAUAUGAUGCAACGGGAGCAACAGAAAGAGCCUUUUGAUGAACUCAAGGCUACAUCGCACGUGAAAAUCCUGAAACGCAAUUCUUCCUUCCUGGUCAAAAACCUGGAGCUUAAGCCAAAUCUUGACAAAUUGUACGAGCUCAAAAUAUUCUCUGAGGAAAACAAGCAGGACUGUAUUUCAAAGGAGGGCACAACUUCUCAGAUUAAAGAGCUUAUCUCAAUCCUCGAAAGGAAAGGAAGAGCGGACUUUGAUUCCUUCCUUCACGUACUGGGUGAGAUUCAACCCUUCAUUAAAGAUCAUCUAAAGGGACUAGAGGACACCACCACUGCAACAGACACGCUCGUUUUCAAACUGAAAGCUAAAAUAAAGGAACUCGAAGGGGAAAAUGACAUCCAGAAGAAGGAUAUUGCAAGUUUGCAAGAAAUGAUAGAACCACUCCAGGAGUCUCUUGUGCAACUAAGGAAAGAGAAGGCUGACAGUGACAGGGAAAGACAGCUGCUGAAGCAGAGGAAUAAAUAUCUUGAAGGGGUGCAAAACUUGUCUAGAGAUGAAACCCCUGACAGAGAACGUAUUAAAAGCCUACUUGGAUCCCUUUCAAAUAUGGGUAUUUCCCACAAUGUCACACCCCAUCUGCUGAAGUCGACUGCAGUGGACAACACCUUUGUUCUACAAUGUAUACAUCUGAAGUAUGACAAAGACAGAGUCAAUCUCAAAUGGGUCCACAUCAACACAGAAGGAGGCCUGGUCAGCAGGAAGUCGGACACCAGACCUGCAGGGGAGGGGAAACUGAAGAAGUACCAUGGCACAUGUAGCACUGCCCCCCUCCCCCGGGCUGGCUGUCCCCAGUACUGGGAGGUGUUGAACAGGGUCAGUCUGGACAAACCACUCGCAUGGGGGAACCUCAUCCUGGAGGUGGGUGUAUGCAGGGAGGAGCAGAGGGACGUGUGUCAUUGUAUCAAUGCACUACCCAGCUCCUGCUGCAUGCAGGUCUCCCACUGUACUACACACGGCGGGAUAUGCAGGCGGACAUGGAAGGAGGGGAAGCGUGUGCUGUGUCUGCCUGACACUCUCCCCAACACAGCAGGGGCAUCACACACACUACAUUACGGUGUUGUCUAUGAUGACGCCAGGAAGAAGAUUGUCUUCAUUGAUGUGAAGGAGAACAAAGUGAUGUCGACGUUAGACAAUGUAGACUCUAGUUAGCCACUGUGGCCGAUGUUCGGGAUGUAUAACCCACAUCUCCUCACUGUCAGCAUGACACUUGUAGUGGGCGGCGACAUCAACAUGACAGAGGAGAAGAAAGCAAUGAUUGCCAAGGCGCUGUCGUGAUGGUGACAGUGAUUGUCAAGGCGCUGUCGUGAUGGUGACAGUGAUUGUCAAGGCGCUGUCGUGAUGGUGACAAUGAUAGCCAAGGCGUUGUCGUGAUGGUGAC